Rhipicephalus sanguineus (brown dog tick) is the source of this 10588-nucleotide messenger RNA. RefSeq names its product GAS2-like protein 1. Gene Ontology annotation, molecular function: cytoskeletal adaptor activity; actin filament binding; microtubule binding. Gene Ontology annotation, biological process: actin crosslink formation. The record is from RefSeq and is a predicted model, not a curated record. The transcript has 10 exons. NCBI's taxonomy places the organism in Eukaryota, Metazoa, Arthropoda, Arachnida, Ixodida, Ixodidae. The coding region runs from base 552 to 2186 and encodes 544 amino acids. Gene Ontology annotation, cellular component: actin filament.
GCCGGCGUUCGCGCGCUGCCAGUCUGUUGUGUGUGUGCGCCGCGUGCGUCUCUUCUCCGAGCAAGCAAGCGACGGCGUGUCUGGCCGCUGCGUCCCGUGGUCUUCUCGGCUGUCGAAGUCUCGUGUUUCGUGUGUCCCACCGUGGGUAUCGUCUGAGCCCGUGCGUUGUUGUUUUCUCGUGAUCCAGUGCUUGGUUCGCUGCACAGACAGCGUGGUGCGCGUUUCGUGCCCGGCGUUUCUGCACAAACUUGGAGGGAAGCGCGAACAAUGCACGCUUCGCGUUGUGCAUGAAGAACAGUUCCUGACGGCGUCAUCUACUGGAUUCUAGCGAACAGGCGGGACUACGGCCAGAGGCUGUACUCAUCUCUGAUCAGCGCCCGAAGCCAGAGCAAGCCAAGCCAUGACUGAAGACCGGACCAAUAGGCGGAGGCCAGCAGUGCGCGUGUGUCAACUGGAAACCACGUAAAGGAGGGAGGGUGCAGCUUGCCUUCUGACGUCACCACAUCCAUCGUGUGCCAUCCAUUGCCGGCCUAUCAGCAGGAUUUACACCGAUGUCCAGUGGAGGACCGAUUGUGCGGACGGCGUUCGCGUCCAACGGCGGCGCUGCCUCCGCGGCUAGGAACGGCGUUCGCAGCGCCGGCAGCGUCAGGACCGGCCACGGCGUCUCCGGCGGCGGAGGCUACCCUCCCUGGCGAAGGGUCAGCGGUGACUUCUGCCUCGACCUCGCCAGGGAGGACAGGCACGCUGCGGAUGCGGUUGUGAAACCCCGCUGCAACAGUGCGACUGCGGCUCACCGUGCCCGGGACGUGGACGAGUUUUACCUUCGCGUCACAAAACGCCAGGAGGAGCACCUCAUCCCGCUGAAGGAAGACCUCGCUGACUGGCUCAACAAGUCACUGGACGUUGAGGACAUCACGGCAGACAACUUCCUGGACAAACUGGACAAUGGCGUGGUCGUCUGUCGGCUAGCCAAGCUUAUCCAAGCCAGGGCGGAACACUGUUGCCAACUAAGCGGCUCCUCCAAGGUGGUUCCGAGCUUCGAGUUCAAGUGCUGGGAGAACGCAAAGUCCGGCACUUUCUUCGCACGUGACAACGUGGACAACUUCCUGCGAUGGUGCCGCAAGUUUGGUGUCAACGAGUCGGUCAUGUUCGAGUCGGACGGACUUGUGCUUCACAACCAGCCUCGUUGCGUGGUGCUGUGCCUAUUGCAGCUGGGCCGCAUCGCGUCGCGGUUCGGCGUCGAGCCACCGGGCCUCGUUCAGCUGGAGAAGGAGAUCGAGGAACAAGAGCAGCAGCUUCUCCAGCAGCAAGACGACGUGCCCGAAGCCCUAGGCGCCGUCGUUGACGAAGAGGAGUCCUCUUCGGCGUGCUCGUCGCCGGCGCUGUCCCGCGCCCACUCGUGCCUGUCGGACGACGACGUCGCCUCCAGCACCGGCGACCAGCAAGGGUCGGCGACCUCGAACGGCGGCACGGACAGCGCCGUCGAGAGUUCGCUGGAGCCCCAGCUCCCGGGCGCCAUCGCCGACGCCGUCGACGGCGUGCCCAUCAAUGGGGCCUCGAGGAACAAGGACGAGGAUGAGGACGACGACGGCAGGGACUCGGGCCUUCCUCACGAGGGCGGCGCCGAGGACUCCCUGGACGGCUCGUCGCUGAACGGGACCUCGUCCACGCCCAGUCCGCCACCGCCGCAGCAGCCGCCCGAGCCGCCGGUGCAGACCAAGGUCGCCAAGAAGGCCGAGGGCAAGAAGAAGGCUCCCUCGGACCUGGACCGGAAGGUCCGCAAGAUUGCCAGUCGUGUGUGCCAAAGUGAGACCCAGAUCAAGCGCAUCUCAGAGGGCCGAUACUGCAUCGGGGGUCGCAUCUACUUUGUCAGGCUGCUCAAGGAGAAGCACGUCAUGAUCCGUGUGGGUGGCGGCUGGGACACCCUGGAGCACUUCCUGUCCCGGCACGACACCUGCAACGUCAUCCUGCUGAACCGGCGGUCCUCUACGGCCUCUGAGGACGGCUCGCACUCGCCCUCGUCCGGGUCGACCUGCUCUCUCCUCAGCGGCACGCCGUCGCCCCUGGGCUCGAGCUCAGGAAAUUCAACGCCCGCAGGCAUGGGUCUGUCGCGACCCAGGUACCGGAGCCCAGCGUCCAGCGUGUCGCUCAGUGCCAUCAGUUCGCUGUCCAAGCAAGUGGGGUAGUAGUGAGCGUGGAACAACCCCUGCAUUCACUGGCCAUAAGCACCAUGCAGUAGCAUUGUUCGGGAACAGCUUUCUCCAGCGGCUUUAGAUGGGUGGGCUGGGCAGCAAACAUUUGGCUCAAGAGGAAAAGUCUGCAGCACCUGCAACAGUAACUUGCUUCGGUCAAACUAGAUGAGUGUUUGCAGCACAGAGGGUUCGCUAACCCGACUCGGUGUUCCAUUGUCACAAGGAACAUGCCCCCAUUCUAACACAACCAUUUGUCCGACUGUCAUUGUGGCAUGUGCAUUUGAUGUCAUACAUUUCAUUCAUAGAUACAUGUAUGUAGUUGAUCAGUGACAUCAUCAACAGGCUUCCCUGUCUGUCAUCUAUUCAAAGCCAGUUUUUUUAUCAUUUAAAUAUCUCGCCUUCUUCUGUCAUCAAGAAGCCAUCACUGCUUCAUUAUUUUUUAGCUCUUUUUUUCAUUUUUUAAUAAUUGUUAGGGUGUUACAUCCCAAAACCACGAUAUGAUUAUGACAAAUGCCGUAGUGGAGGGCUCUGGAAAUUUCAAGAUAACAGUAGUGUUCACGACAGACUGUGGAUGUUCAUGUGCAACUAAACAAGAUGUAGUUAUUACAGUUGGUUACUUUCGUAGUCAUGGAAAUAUUGCUUAGUUAAUACAGGCAAUGCCAGAGAAGAAAGGCAGUUUUAAAAACAUUUUGCUAGGCACUCUAUUCUCAGCUGUAAGCGAGGUCCAUCUGGAAAUCCCUUGGAGAAAGCUGUUCCCACACUUUGCCCACUGGCCUGAAAAUUUCAGAAGGGAGAACUCAGGUGCUCUUUAAAAAAAUGUGCAACAGACCAGCUGUCCAUUGUUGUACUUGCAGUGAUUUAUUUAGAAAGGUUGAUUUUGUAAAGUGUUUUAUAACUUUUUUUGCAUGACAUGCUGUUGCUUUCGAGCCGUUUCACUAUAAUGCGUCUUCAGCGCACCAUGACCUGCACCUGUCGGUGGCCGUGGAAACGACUGAUUGCACUCAUUUAAUGUAUGUGAAAGUCGUUUCAGAAGCUGUGAGCACCUUUUGUUCUUCUCAUCAACCCUUGAAUUUCCCUUGUUACAACUUUCUAAAGUUUCAUUUUUUUAUGGCUUUCUGCCUUUUGUGUAACGUGCAAAAGCCUUUGCACUGUAUUUUAGUACAAUCUUACUGCGCAUCACCCUCAACAGGCAAUGAAUCAAGAUCACCUUACUUGAUUUGCAGUUUUUAAGAGUAACAAAAUUCAUCCGCUUUCUUCGAAAGACACAUUCACAUUGGAAUGGGAAGGUGAAUGGAAAAUUGUGUGCAUUUCUGUUAGUUAAUGCUGACCACCUGGUACUUUGAGGUCAUGAACUCUGUGCAAGUAUCAGCAUGAAGGCAGGAAAUCUACUCAACAUAGCUUGCAUUGCUUAGGAUUAGAUAAGUUCUGAAGAAUAAAAAAAUUUUUUCUGUUGUUCAUCAUUGUGUGUUACUUGCUAAGUAUCCCUCCUGUUUUAAUGUUUUGUCUUUUUUUCUUGCUACCAUUGCUAUUGUUUACAUGUUCCGUUUGCCUCCUGUUUUUUUUUUUUUGUCCAUUAUUAUUACCCUUUAGUCAUUUAGUGAGUCCGUGAUCGUUAUUUCAUUAUUCGGAUUGACACUUUCGAGUUUUUCACACGCUUCACAGCGACAAGAAACACCCUUGCACAUUUUUUUCUUUCUUCGAUUCUUGCUCUGAGGAUAUGGCACUGCACGAUUUGAGCACUUGUGAAAUUUUAGCACUAUUUUGACGUUUUGUUUUAUGACUGCAAGCGAGAGUGCUUCGCGUGUCCAGCGAGAAAAACGCCACUAACUUAGAAACUGCAUCGCAGAAGCUUUCCACUUUGUCUGCUACUGCUCAGUAUCUCAGUUCACUGCCAUGACAAUGCAUUUUUAUUGCGUGCCCAAAGAUAAACAAUUUUUUAUUUAUGUGCCUAUACCUGAGGAAACAGUGUGAACAUAGCUUCACUGCUGGCUUACCUAGACGCACCAGAUUAAUUAAUCGUGAGAGAAUGUGUUCCUUAAUGACUUUUUCCUUGGUAAUGAGUUGCAACUGAUGAGUGAUCAUAUUGUCAUUAGCAUAAUGCAGCUGUGCGAUCUGUUUCCGUGUGAAUUCUAUGAAGAUCUAAUGAAAUCUCUGUGCUGUUUUGGCUGUAUAACUUAGGCAUCGAGGAAAUACACGCAUUUUAGUAGUUGCUUGUUGUAUUAAAGAAUGAUUUUAUGUAUAUACGAAGUGUUGAUGUAGCUUUUAGAUCACUAUUUUGGUAUGCUUGAUGUGGAUCGUUUUAAUCACUGUCCAGUUUGAAGUGAACGUUCUGACAUUGCUCUGCAUCUUUUUAGCCGUACUUUUGCUUCUUGUUGAUGUGUUGACUGUUUUUUACUUAUCGUACGACAGUUGUGCGAGUCAUGAAACAUUUUGAGUCUUUGCAGCGAUCGUUGGUUACUUGUAAGUUUUUCAGCUUCUUCAGGGAGUGCUAUUGAGAUCUGAACGAAUCGCUUCGAGCAUUAAUUUUUUUUUGCCAUUGUGCUUUGUUGCAUGACUGUCCUGUCGUCAUGGUAAAAGUCACGCAAUAAUAUAUUUCAUUGUUUCUUAAUAUUUCAUGCAUAAGCCUACUUUCAUUUGCAAGCUUUCCAGUCUGUAAGCCUCCCAUUCGAUUUCCGUACCUGUAGUCUUGUACAAAGGUUUAAGAUUUUUUAUGCAGGUCAGCGUUGGACUUUAGAAACGUGGAGUAAGCAGGGUGUGUCACCCUGAUGUGGCAAUCGUGAACAGUUGGCUAGAAUUAUGUGCUAUAAAAUCUUACAAUUGUGUUUUGCAAAGCAUUUCUUAGUGUAAACUAUCACUUGUUUGUUUUUGUGACUUACAGAACGGCAAACUCUUUGGACAUUUAAGCGUAUUUUCUUAUUUUUGUUCUAAAGAUAAGAAAUCAAUGUCUAUGUUGUAUUUUCUUGGUUUGCAGUAAAGUCAGUAGAAAUAUUUUAUUCUGCCUGAUUUUCCUUACUUUCUUAUGUCUUUCCUAAAAGAACGAUAAAGUUCUUUUUUAUGAAACACUCAUGCUAGUUUAUUGACCAUGCUAGCAUAAAUUGUUCCAGUAAUGCCAUUUCUGUGCUCGCAGCUUUCCAGUAGAUUCUUGCAGCCCUAAUAAAAGGGGUACUGACACCUUUUUUCGAAGGCGAGUUUGCCAUACAAAUCUCAUGUAUGCAGAGACGGCUGUGAGCAAGUGUGAAGCUCAUCAAAUGCUGAUAAGAUAUUUUAUUUUGGUAUUGAAAGUCAAUUUUUUCCAUGGCGCACCUACCAAUAUCGACACUAGCUUGACGUCAGGCUACAGUACUAAUUCAGGUGACUUCACGCAGCAGUCUCGCUAGUUGUCGUGACGUCGGGUACCAAAACUUCCAGGAUGGCCGCUUGUGCGUCACCAAAACAUUCAAAAUGGUCGCUUGUGCGUCAUCAACGGAGCCACGGUGUGGAGCGGCGGUGGAAACGCCACCAUAUAUUGUGCGAGCACUUGACUGGAAGCUCAUACCGCGUUGUGACGUCAGGGUACAGUAUACAAACCGAAACUAACUUUUAAAAACAUGUUUUAAUUACUUUUUUAGGGUGUACUCGCGUUUAGCACUACCUUUUCUAGGCUCUUGAGAGCCUCGUGGCCUUUUAUUUGACGCAAAAAAACAACUGAAAAUUUUCGUGUCAGUACCCCUUUAAAAUGAUCAAUAUUAACGCGUCGUCUGACACAGUGCUUUCAUGAACAUUAAGAGCAAUUUUUUCUCGAUAUGCAGCUUGAACCACAGAGCUUUGUUCGAAAAAGGUACCUUCUUUGUACUUUUACGAGCCCUCACAAUGUUUAAUUUUACUUUCUAGUAGAGGAUAAAAGCGAAGGAUUCCGGUGGCGUUUACUGUGUGGGUUGCUCGAAACUCUCAAGUGAGUGCUACCUUCAACCAAGUGCCGAGAAUACCUGCAAGCAGACUGGUUGAAUAAUUUCUCUUAUUCUUGUGCUAAUGUAAGGGUACACUUGCAGUGAUACCAGUCCGAUGAAACAGGACAUGACAUCCAAAUUGACAGUCUUAACCAUGUGGCAUAAAAUUGUAAUUUCAAUAAAAGCAGUUGUAAAUCUCGGUGAACUUUAGUUACUACUGCUACAGCUGCUUUUUACCUUCAUUGACCCAUCAUACCAAGUAGUAUUUUCAAAUAAAUGGUGGUUGUUAGUAAUUGACUGGAUCAGUCCUGAGUUUUCUUCAAGUAUCAAUCCCUGCUGGUGUUCUUUGAAUUAUGGAACCCUUUAGAAAAAUGGAGGAUACUUGUUCUUGAUAGGCAGCUGUCUAAGCUGGAGCAGAAUGAAAAUGCUGCAUCGAUACUGUGGAACCCGAGACUCGUGACAUGGCUGAGAGUCAAAAUGUAUAAUCUUGAGGUCAUGCUGAUCACAAAAGCCCAAUGCAGUGAUGGCCAGCACUUUGUAGGCAUUGUUCAGUACAGUUCUCAAGCACCGAGUUUUGUAGACAUUGCCGGGUGCUUGGCAGCAUAGAGAAUGCGAUGCUUAAGGCAUGUUCAAAAGAAUGCUUUGCGGGAAUGAUUCACGAGUUGAUGCCUUAUACAAAAAGGUUACUGAGCAUCUUUAACUAUCUUUAUGGUACAAGUUAUGAUGGCGUCAGUAGGCAUUAGCCAAGAAGCUCAACAUACCUUGACCUUUUGUUAUAUUCGUUAACAUUGACGUACAAUUAAAACCGAAAUUAAAUAAAAAGCUAAUUACAGAAAAUGUUAGGCCUGACGAUUAGAUUUCUAAGGUCAGCACUGACAAAACUGCUUGUUCAGUUCUAUGAACUUGUGUUUAAUAUAUUGUACUAUACAGUGGUGCUCCAACUGCAAAUUUAGUUUAUUUUCAGAUGCCUCCAUUGCAUUCAGUCAAAAUUUUAAAGAUUUCCAUCUAUUACAGGAAUCGCCAUCUGUUCAGACGGCAGCGUGCCAUAUUAGUUGUAAUUUGAGAGAACAAUCUCAUGUACUUCCUGGGUGGGCCAUGGGAUUGUUGCUUUUUAUGUAUUAUGAAUAUCGGCUGCUCACAGGAGUCUUGUAGUGCACUGUAUAGUUCUACAAUAAUGACAAAAUAUCUCGAGGAAGCUUACAAAUACGAACUUGUCUAAUGAUGGCUAUGACGUGCAUGGGAAACAAAGACAUGAUACACUAUAACAACAAGCCAGCGUGUUGCGUAGAUGAAUAAAUCGUGGAGAUUUUAACAAGAAUUAUAAUGCUGCAGUCGUGCCACACUUGUUCUGCUACCUUGGAAAGAGUUAGUAGUUACAUGAAAAUGUUCACUGUUCCCUCUGACAUCGAACAUGUGCAGUACCUUUCCAAAUUGCCAAGAAAUAUUUUUCUACGCUCAUGAAGGCCAUAAUUUUUUGCGCGUAGGCAUAUUCAUUGCAAGUCGGUGAACUUGUAAAUGUACAACGCAUGUUGCAAGUAUUGACAAACACAAAGCCGUAUCAAGCCAAACGGAGGAAGUUUGAGCAAUUUUACGAUGUACUAUACAUUGCUGUGCCAUGCAGGCUGAACCAUAAAACUCCUUUAGACUUCAGCACUAGUGUUUUCGCUACAACAUUUUCAAGGAAGUGUGCUGUAAUGCAUGAAAGCAUUUACACCAUUUUAGCUAAAUCACACCUUCUUCCAGGUCUUUGUGUUGGUUGAUUUUGAAAGUUAUUGCACUGGCCAUUGUACUAUGGUCUUCAGAGCAGGGAACAGAUGAGUUUGUCAACAUGGAAACCACAUUCUGACAUUGUGCAAAAGAUGCUCAGGUAGUACAUUGCUUGAGGCAUGUGAUAAAGAAUCGCGUAGGCUAUGAGAAAUUGACAUCUAUUCCUCGAAUAUAACUUACGCAACAGAAGGCUUAAAGUGCAACCGCCGUUAUGUUACGAUUCAUCUCCUUUGGAGGCAUUCUUAUUCUUGAAGUCACACUUUUCAUUUAAUGCUGAUUCGGUGAAAUUGAAAUCUCUUGCUCACAGAAGUGUUGUCUUAGAAGUACCUGUAUGUUUUUUGAUGACCUCAAUAAUGCUGCAUUCUCUGAGCAAAUAGUACCACUAGCGUACUUUUAAGCUUCCGAAUCUUCCUGGACAGAAGCUUUCUACAUUCAUAUGAACGUGCAGUUUGUUCUUAAGAAGCUGAGCUCUAAGUUUAUGAAGACAAAUUGCAGAGUGUGGCUGAAUGUAUGAUUAAAUAGCUGCAGUGAUCACUGUAUGAACGACACUCCUGUGUUGUUCAUGCAGUGUUCAUUUGCAAAAUAUGUGCAGCGUGCACUACAAACUUUUUACAAUACUGAGCCUAAUAUAUUCUUUUGCAUAUCAAUGAUAAGUUUCUCCCCUUAUGGGGAAAAAAUCAUACUAAGCAUAGCUUUAAGCGAUAUUUUUAAUCGCAAUAAUUGAUGUUCACAAGCUUGGGUAGAAAGUUGGUGCCAAGUGGUCAUGCUUGUUCUCUGAGUAUGAAGCCACCAGUAACAGAUUCAAUAAUAUUUUCUCAGUCUGGGUAUGGAUAUGAAGUAUGUAUACUUAUGUAAUGAAGAGGGUGCCAAAAAGCUUCGACUGUGUGGAUAGUGCUUUUGAGGACAGUUUUCCGAACUAGAGGUCUUCUCAAGCUUCAGAUACUCAACUGUCCUCUGACAUUCUGCAUUUGACGUAAUUUUGAUAUGUGAUAAAUGGAACUAGUGUAUCAUGAACUUUUGUGCAGUACUUCAAAAUUGUGUACUGUCAACUGAACCACUGGCAUGUGAUGAAGUGCAUUUUGCAGCCAUAGCUUAAUCAUUGCACAUGCAUUGCUGUCUUCCUGAAGCAGUUUGAGCAUUUAUGGCACAAUCAAAUGUGCUGUACUUAGUUUUGUUUUGAUGCGGCAAUGGACAGCAGGCAUCGGCCAUUCGGGAACAGAAUUCAUUGAACAUCUCUCCUGUUUAUUAAUUCCACAUAAGACCAUCAUCUAUUCAGUCUUCAGCACAAUAUCAAUAUUUAGAGGGCACACCGUCAUAAUACUAUUAAUCCCAGUGUCAUAUUAGCCUGGAAACAUGCAAUUAUUUUAUGAAAUCAUGAUUUGUUCGAUUGCAGCAGCUUAUUUUGCUAGCAAGGAGCACAAGUUCCCUAAAACUCAAAAUGCGUUACCAAUGUUCACCUUUGAUUGCCAUUAUAAGUAAGGAGUUGAUUCCUUAACUUUUUCUUGCAUCUUUUAAGGGGCACAAAAGAAUUAUAUUUUUCUGGGAUCAGGAAACAUAUUUGCUGAGGCUGUGUAUGCAACUAGUUGGCAGAAAAAUACUCAUCACUAUUAUGCAAAACAUGCAAAAUUCUUCAUUCUUGGAUGUAGUGGCUAAAGUGCAUUUCUAAUACAUUGGCCUGACAUCCUUAAUUUCAACCUGUUUUGAAUGUUUGUCAUCCUUCUGCAGAAAAAGUUUAUAUUCUGGAUUGUGUCGUUGUUAUUAGAAUACAGUGUCGACCUUGCUUAUGAAUAAACAUAAUAGAUAGCUCAAAAAUGCAUAACACCACCAGGUAAUGAUGUGAGAACUUCUUUCGUUAUCACUAUUUCCAUAUUAACAUAUUGCUUGCUGAUGAAGCCUCUGCCCAUGUUAAUCCUCUGUGAAAACGCUAUUCACCUGUGGCGUUCUAGAAUUCUAAGUUUUAAACAAUAUAUUCUUUUCUACUGUUCCUUGAGACCAGAAUAACGCAUCAAUAUGCAACACUUGUUAUAAACUGGAUGUCUGAGUUGCAAAAUGCACAUAUUUUGUCAAUAAAACCAGUACCUUGUUUCGUAAAGCCUAGUGCUGAGGCAUUUUGUUAUGGCUAUAUUUGCAGGUCAUCUCUAAAGUGUAGCUUCUUGUCGGCUUUUCUUUAACCCGCCUUUCCUAAUACCACUGUUGGCACCCAUUGUUGAAGUGCUUCCGCGUAAGAAGUUCUGAUGCCAAAUUGAUCAUCUCGUUGCAUCUUCACAUAACCAUUGCCGACAAACACGCGGAGAACCUAUGGACGUCGACCGCGUGAAAUGUCUAGUUUUCAGUGGGACUGAAGCUCACCUGCGUGGUGCCUGCGAGCACCAAAAAAUUUAAGAGCUGUAGGUUGCAAUUUGCCAGUGUUCUGAUCUUCCUGCUCGGCUUCUUGUGUGGCUGAUGGAAUACAUAUUGCUUUGCCAUUAAUGUUUCUCUUCAACUUUCGAAUUGCUUCAGACCACUGCUGUAUGCUGCCACUGCUCUAAUUGCAAAAUGUAUGAAGGUUGUGUCAAUCUCGUGCAGUUUGCGAAGCGAUUCCGCGCACGGUGCAUAUUCAAGGAGUUACGAUUUCUUCUUGUGUGUAAGCGCAAAUGUUUUGUCUAUAAGAGUGUGUGUUGUUUGUUUCUCAGAUUUUAAAUAAAUGGAAGCUAUAACAGACAA